Pyrenophora tritici-repentis Pt-1C-BFP is the source of this 2436-nucleotide messenger RNA. RefSeq lists its product as uncharacterized. NCBI's taxonomy places the organism in Eukaryota, Fungi, Ascomycota, Dothideomycetes, Pleosporales, Pleosporaceae. The record is from RefSeq and is a predicted model, not a curated record.
AUGUCGAGCCAACUGGGCCUAGCGCUGACCCACGGCAUGCAGAAUUCAUGUGCCCACCAUGUAUGGAUCUCGGAUGACGUGCUCGCCCUCGCAUUCAAUACUUUCUUCCUCAGUUCGUGCCCGCAGCAGAAGCGACAUGGCAGCCACAUCCCGGGCCCAUUGGAGGCCAGGAAGAGGGCGGCGAAGCGUCGAAUGACCGUCUCAGCCGGCUUCUGUCCCCAGGUCCCUUUCCCCUCAACUACCUUCAACUGGCAAGCCUGGUUUGGCUUGCGCAAAAAAUCCCAACCCACCUGGACAUACAAAGCCCCGUCCUCACAACGCAACGCUGCCGAGCCAAUGGACCCAACGUUUCAACCUGUUCCAAGCUUGCCGGAACCGCCUUUCAAUAGUACCACUGCCGCCGAACACGCUGAAUCCGAUACCCCCAACUCGUUCACCCAGAUUCUCCCACAAAUCACACGGCAUGAAUAUGGAAGCCCGGCACAGGCGCAUGGCAUAAAAGACGGGACAGAGCCUGCAUGUCAUGCUGUCACCGCAAAACAAAGCAAUGUCGCUGCCUUGAAAGGUGGGCAUGCUCAGGCACACUUUGGCCAGUUCAUGUCCAGAACCGCAGAUGCAUCAAAAUGGGACAGAGUGGAACGGGUCCGGCUCCUAGCCAUGAUAUAUGAUGCUUGUCGCCCAAACAACGCUGACGAUGCCUUGUACAAUCUCAUGGUCCUUCAGCAUUUAAUCACCCAAGGCUGGGACCCUACGCGCAUCCUCUCUAAGCUCAGAAACUUUGCCCUUCCUCCUACCUACACUGCCGAGAGUCUGACAUUGCUCGAGUGUUUGGAGAAACUAUAUGUCAAGUACCCUAUUGGUCAAAGGGUCCAUCGUCGCGUGUACCUCAAGGCAGCAGAUAUGGCCGCAUCUGCAGAAGCCUCGAAAAGCCUGUCGCAAGACCUUCACCUGCUCAUGACGAUUCGAAGGACACUACAGAUUAGUCGUCCGGAUUUUUUCCAGCUUCCAUCCCAGCCCUUGACUGCCUUUAGAGAAGUCGUGAACAGGAUUCAAGACAACGACAUUAGGGAAUUACUACGUGCUAUUGAACAUGGUAUUCAGAACGUUCAGCCGAUGAUACCGACCUUCAUUGCCCGUGCUGCUGCAGACUCCAGCUUCCGUCCGGUGGCCGAACAAACCCUAUUAUGUUUCCCACCCAAUAUGUUAGACCGACUCGUCAAGCUGUACAGUCGCUCCUUUGCCGAGGCCAUCGAAAAGAACCAUGGCAUGUCGGUAGCAAGCCACAGAGCUCAUCUGAGCACUCUGAGCACUUGGUUGACUGUUCUUGAAUCUCUCGACGCCCGAACGGACACACACAAAGCAACCCAUCUGACGACUGCCAUUAGAUUGCUAGCAAAGCAUAUUCUUUCGAGCAACAUCUCGGCCGACAUGUGUGCGCCUGUGCUGCUCAUUGUUUCCGUGUUCCAAUUAACACACCAAACACUAUCAUUGGCCGAUUCCAGGGAGAGAAUGCUGCGGCUCAUCCAUGACUUCGAAAUUCUUGUGCCUGGACAGAAAGACAAGCUGGCUUUUCAGUUUGAGGAGAUUCUGGCACUGAUCUUGGCUCAGAUGAACAAGACAACCCCAUUUUAUACGCCAACACUCAAUGUGGUUACGAAUCUCUACGGCGAAUUUGCGCAGCUGCACCACAUAUACCACUUCCUGUACGCACUAGAUCAACAAGGACUUACUUUGGACCAUACCUCAAGCAUCCGCAUCCAGGGUCGUGUCAAAAAGCAAGUAGCUUGUCUCCCAGAAGAUACCGCAUCUCUGACUGAACGACAGAGCCAACUAUACGCGUUCGGACUCCGUACUUGCCAAAACACCCUCGACGUACUCCGCAGCGUUGCCGGACAAGGCACUGCUGCUGAUCUGAAACAUGUCGAAAUAACAAUCUCAGCUUUACAGUCCCACCGCGAAUUUACUGCUAUCCUUGAUCGCGCUGCUGAAAACAAUGCGUUGCCCCAAGCUUACGCUACCCUUACCGCUGAUAUCCCGUCAAGUCAACGCACAGCCCUCAUUCAUCAACUUGCCCACCACUACUCACUUUCAACGACACGCUCUCACCGCGAAACCUGGCGCUCCAUAUACUACCUUUAUGUAUUCCUCGAGACACAAUCUUUGCCAAUUGGCCCCUUGUUCACAAAGGCCGUCGUGCGCUCUUCGAUUAUCCGCCCACUGAUGGAGCAUCGCUUUGUUAGCGCGAGGAGGCUGAUCUGGGUCUGUAACCUUGUUGCCAGAGUUGAAGGCGAGCAUGUGGCCAAGCAAGUAGAAAACAACUAUUGGCUAUGGAGGGGCGAUUUGAUCAAGCAUGCCAAGGAUGUGCAUGACCAAGCUGGAGGAGAUCGCAAAGCAAAAGCAUCGAUUAGCAGGUUGAAGGGCAUAGGAUUGAUUUAG